This is a messenger RNA of Prunus armeniaca (apricot), 201 nucleotides long. NCBI's taxonomy places the organism in Eukaryota, Viridiplantae, Streptophyta, Magnoliopsida, Rosales, Rosaceae. The record is from the annotation of a GenBank genome assembly.
AUGUGGGACUUUGUGCAAGUCGCUGUGGUGGUGACACGUGUCUUGGAUAUUAGGUUUGGCAGUUUGAGAGCUUCAGCGGUCGGGAGCUUCGGCAGGUGUCUGGCACCUUGGAAGAGUGUCUUCCUUCGGCAUGAGAGAAGGCGUGUUUGCCUUGGUGCUAGUCUUUUUGAGGCUGAAUAUGCUCGGAUGAUUAUGGUGUAA